AAUGGUGAAGUUGCACCGUAAGGGGAAGGUGACUGAGGGGCUGAAACUGACUGAGGGGCUGAAGCAGUUCGGACAGGAGAAAGGAUCAGGAGGAGACAGAGCGGAGAAUGAAGCCUCAGGGCUACCGAGCGGUGGGAAGAGGGUAGCCAGAGACUCGUAGGGCGGCCUGGGUUGGUUGUGCUGGGCAGGUUCUCAGUGGUGGGAAAGUCUGGCCACACUGCCCUGGCUUCCUGACUGGACUUCAUCUCGAGGGUGGGAGCGGUUUCUGCCCCCCACCCCCACCCCCCUGUCCAGCCCUUGGAGCCAGGGCACGGUUUGUGACAGAUUCAGGGAAACGUUUGGUGCCAGAAGGGAGGUAACCGGUGGCGGAUACCGGGUUAAGGCCUGCACUAGGGAGGAUUCCUUCCCCCAGCAGCGCUGGUGGUCCUCACUUCCGGGUGCCUGCGGAUAGGCGGGCUGGGGUCGGUGGUCGGCGGCCAGAAGCUAGAUUCCCUUGGCCCCAGCUCGUCCACUUCCAUCCAGCGGCUGCCAAACAACCGUUGAAAAUGGCCUGGCGGCGUCCGGGCAACACCAGCGAACUAUCUUCCAACCCCUAGAUCCCGCCCCUCUCGUUCCGGCGGUGUUUCCUUGGCGACGCUGUCCGAAGUGCGGCUGCGCAAGGGUGACGGCGCGCGAGCAAGGGGGAGGAGGUGUUUUGGUUCUAGCCGCUCGCCGUCCUUUUAGGCUCUGCCGUCGGAAAGCCUCUCAUUCUCGCUUCCCCUUCCCUUUCCCGGCCCAAGUCUUUCCUCUCUCUUUCGUUUCUUUCCGCCUGUCUUUUUUCUGCUGCCGCUCCGGGUCCGGGCCAUUUUCCGGGCCGGGCGCACUAAGGUGCGCGGCCCCGGGGCCCAGUAUAUGACCCGCCGUCCUGCUAUCCCUCGCUUCCCCCGCCCCAUGUGGCUGCGGGGCCGCGGCGGCGCUGCCCACUAUGGCCCGGAAAGUAGUUAGCAGGAAGCGGAAGGCGCCCGCCUCGCCGGGAGCUGGGAGCGACGCUCAGGGCCCGCAGUUUGGCUGGGAUCACUCGCUUCACAAAAGGAAAAGACUUCCUCCUGUGAAGAGAUCCUUAGUAUACUACUUGAAGAACCGCGAAGUCAGGCUACAGAAUGAAACCAGCUACUCUCGAGUGUUGCAUGGUUAUGCAGCACAGCAACUUCCCAGUCUCCUGAAGGAGAGAGAGUUUCACCUUGGGACCCUUAAUAAAGUGUUUGCAUCUCAGUGGUUGAAUCAUAGGCAAGUGGUGUGUGGCACAAAAUGCAACACGCUAUUUGUCGUAGAUGUCCAGACAAGCCAGAUCACCAAGAUCCCCAUUCUGAAAGACCGGGAGCCUGGAGGUGUGACCCAGCAGGGCUGUGGUAUCCAUGCCAUCGAGCUGAAUCCUUCUAGAACACUGCUAGCCACUGGAGGAGACAACCCCAACAGUCUUGCCAUCUAUCGACUACCUACGCUGGAUCCUGUGUGUGUAGGAGAUGAUGGACACAAGGACUGGAUCUUUUCCAUCGCAUGGAUCAGCGACACUAUGGCAGUGUCUGGCUCACGUGAUGGUUCUAUGGGACUCUGGGAGGUGACAGAUGAUGUUUUGACCAAAAGUGAUGCGAGACACAAUGUGUCACGGGUCCCUGUGUAUGCACACAUCACUCACAAGGCCUUAAAGGACAUCCCCAAAGAAGACACAAACCCUGACAACUGCAAGGUUCGGGCUCUGGCCUUCAACAACAAGAACAAGGAACUGGGAGCAGUGUCUCUGGAUGGCUACUUUCAUCUCUGGAAGGCUGAAAAUACACUAUCUAAGCUCCUCUCCACCAAACUGCCAUAUUGCCGUGAGAAUGUGUGUCUGGCCUAUGGUAGUGAAUGGUCAGUUUAUGCAGUGGGCUCCCAAGCUCAUGUCUCCUUCUUGGAUCCACGGCAGCCAUCAUACAACGUCAAGUCUGUCUGUUCCAGGGAGCGAGGCAGUGGAAUCCGGUCCGUGAGUUUCUAUGAGCACAUCAUCACUGUGGGAACAGGGCAGGGCUCCCUGCUGUUCUAUGACAUCCGAGCUCAGAGAUUUCUGGAAGAGAGGCUCUCAGCUUGUUAUGGGUCCAAGCCUAGACUAGCAGGGGAGAAUCUGAAACUAACCACUGGCAAAGGCUGGCUGAAUCAUGAUGAAACCUGGAGGAAUUACUUUUCAGACAUUGACUUCUUCCCCAAUGCUGUUUACACCCACUGCUACGACUCGUCUGGAACGAAACUCUUUGUGGCAGGAGGUCCCCUCCCUUCAGGGCUCCAUGGAAACUAUGCUGGACUCUGGAGUUAAUGACAACUCCCCAAAUGCAGAGAUUUACACUAACUUCCAUUCUCAGUUUCCUUGUUUCUUUUGAUUUUUUUUUCUAAUUGUGUGAGGCUCUUGUGUUUUAGUGGGAACACCAAAGUUUGCCUAUAGUUUAGGCACUUAAUAGGAAGAAGCUCUGUACAGAAA
Molecule: messenger RNA, 2488 nt
Organism: Pongo pygmaeus (Bornean orangutan)
Lineage: Eukaryota; Metazoa; Chordata; Mammalia; Primates; Hominidae
Gene: DCAF12
Product: DDB1 and CUL4 associated factor 12
Exons: 9
Coding region: 965-2326 (453 amino acids)
Cellular component (GO): Cul4-RING E3 ubiquitin ligase complex
Molecular function (GO): protein binding
Source: RefSeq, a predicted model, not a curated record